This is a messenger RNA of Didymodactylos carnosus, 684 nucleotides long. Lineage: Eukaryota; Metazoa; Rotifera; Eurotatoria; Philodinida; Philodinidae. The record is from the annotation of a GenBank genome assembly.
AUGAAUCCGAGCGUUCCUCCUGCCACAACACCAACACCGUCACAACCGCUGCCUGAGACAAUUAAACAAGAACCAUCGAUAACAAUAUCGUCAUUUACGACAACUGAAACAACAACAGAUAUUCCUGCCAUUAAAACUGAGGAGUUGUUUAAUGAAUUUUACACAGAAGUUCUCCAAAUUGAUCCAAAUUUAGCAUUUGAAGAUAUUGCAAAACAAUACCGAAAACUAUCAAUGCUUGUUCAUCCCGAUAAAAAUCCAAAUCAGCCAGAACGAGCACAAGUAGCAUUUGAAGCUGUUAAUAAAGCAUAUAAAUUACUGGAAGAUGAAAAAGAAAGAAAAAAAUGUCUUGAAGUUGUUGAUGAAGCGAAAGAACGAGUAGAAGAAAUGUAUAAACGGGCCCUUUGGUCAAUGACAUGUAAAUUAUUUGCUGAUAUUGAGAGACUUCGUGUGCGUGAAGAAGAACGAAAAGCAGAAGAACGAAAACGAAAAGCUGAAGAAAAAGCCGACGGUGAAGAAAAGGCUAAAUUAAGAAAGGAAUGGGACAAGAACUACGAAGAGAGUCGUGAAGUUCGAGUGAAUAGUUGGAAGUCAUUUCAGACAACAGCUAAAACAAAAACAGCCGCAAAAGGAAAGCCAACAACAACGCUAUUCAAACCGCCAAAACCCAAACCAGAAACUCGAUAA